Molecule: messenger RNA, 573 nt
Organism: Entrophospora sp. SA101
Lineage: Eukaryota; Fungi; Glomeromycota; Glomeromycetes; Entrophosporales; Entrophosporaceae
Source: the annotation of a GenBank genome assembly
AUGCUUAUUAAAACCAACAAAAUUCGCAACUUUUCCAUUAUUGCUCAUAUUGACCACGGAAAAUCUACUUUGGCUGACCGUUUAUUAGAACUAACAAAUUUAAAAAACAGUAAUAAAUCUUUGGACAGAGUGCUCGAUAGUCUUUCCCUGGAACAAGAAAAAGGUAUUACUAUUAAACUAAAUGCUGUUCAAUUGUAUUAUCCGCCGGAAAGCCCUGAACCUUAUAUUUUUAACUUAAUUGAUACCCCGGGUCAUGUCGAUUUUAUGUAUGAAGUAUCCCGUUCUUUGGCUGCUUGCGAAGGAGUAAUAUUGUUGGUUGACGCCGUGAAAGGCAUUCAAGCUCAAACCCUGGCUUAUUAUGAAAUUGCUAAAAAGCUUAAUUUAAAAAUUUUACCGGUAAUUAACAAAAUUGACCUACCGCACGCCCAAUUAGAAGCUACUAAAAACCAACUUAUUGAACUGCUGAACUGCCAAGAAAGUGAGAUUUGUUUAAUUUCGGCCAAAACUGGGAAAAAUGUCGAUUUAUUGUUGGAAAAAAUAAUUAGUGAUAUUCCAUCCCCCCAGCAAAAAUAA